GCUAUUAUUAUAAUAGCUGGUCGAAGCUCCACGGUGCCAGACACACAUAUAGCCAGUGCGAUCGUUGGUUAGCGUAAAUAUCGCGAUUAGAUUUAAGCCGACAGCCGUAACGGGAUGGAGUCUUGGCUAAAGAUAUCGUGUUUGCUCUGCAUUUUCGGCUUCCUCAGGGAGCUGAGGCCCUCGGAGCCGUAUCAUGCUGAGAUCCUGAUGGGCGAGUGGUAUCAUGUCACCCAGGACGAGGUCAAUCGAAAGGUUUAUCCCGUGGGAACCUACUCCUACCUGGCGCUUCUAAUCUUUGUCUUCCUUAUAACGGAUUUGCUCAGAUACAAACCCGUGAUCAUCGCCAACGCAAUUACUGGAAUAAGCAUCUGGGGAACUCUGAUAUGGACAAGCACUUUGGGCGGCCUUCAGGCGGUGGAGGUGUUCUAUGGCUUUUACCAGGCUGCCGAGGUGGCCUACUACUCGUACAUCUAUGCCAAGGUGGACAAACAGUACUAUCCCCGGGUGACCUCGCAUACUCGGGCAGCAAUGUUUGUGGGCAAACUGGUGGCCGGUCUUCUGGCGCAACUGGUGAUCGGCAUGCAGUGGAUGAACUACAAGCAGCUGUUCUACAUCUCCGUGAGCUCUCAAGUUGCGGCGCUUCUAUGGGCCUUCAGUUUGCCAAAGGUGGAAAAAAGUGUGUACUUCCACAAUCGAACCGAAGCUAUACAAGUUGCUGGCAAAUCGGAUGGAGGAGGUCUAGAGAAGGGAUCAGGGGAUACCGAUGGGAAAGAAACGGAACCGAAGACAGUCCCGAGUCCUAGUAAGAAGGUCCCAGCUUGGCAGCUUCUCUGGUCGCAUUUUCGUAGUGCCUAUACUAAUCACUUGGUGAUUCAAUGGAGCUUAUGGUAUGCUAUAAGUCUGUCGGGAUUUCUACAAAUCACCACCUAUAUGCAGGUGGUUUGGAAGUCCUUCGCAAAUGAACCAACAAUUGCUUGGAACGGAGCUGUGGACGUUGCCCUGACACUUCUGAGUGCUGUCUUUGCCCUUCUUGCAGGAUACUUCCAUGCUGGACGUUUGAGCACCAGGAGCAGCCUGCUUUCAAUGGCUCUACUGUCUAUCCUUGAGGGUGGUUGUGUGCUCCUUUCCUGCUGGACCGUUAAUAUAUACCUAUCCUACCUUGGCUAUGUGCUUUACGGAGGAUUAUUCGCCUUUACCAUAACAGUGGCCAGUUCUGAAUUGGCCAGCAGCUUGGUGGAGGAUAGUUUCGCCCUGGUUUUCGGUUUCAAUACUUUUUUGGGCCUCAUCCUUCAAUGCAUCUUGACAUUUGUGGUUGUCUCGGAGAAGGUCAAUUUAAAUCUGGAUGUUUUCCAGCAGUUUACAGUCUAUGCCAUAUACUUUAUAGUUAUUGGAGUAGUCUAUUCAAUGGCUGUUCUACUUCACUACAUAUGGUCAUGCUCGAAAAGAUCAAAAUCCAUUCAAGUUUCUUAUUAAGGAACUUUAUACUACUCUUAUGUUCAAAUAAUUGGUUAAUGUGAAAGUGUUCAAUUUCGGUUAAAGCAUAAAUAAAAAACAAAAAUAAAUAUACCAAAUUAAGAUAUA
This is a messenger RNA of Drosophila subpulchrella, 1581 nucleotides long. Its product is annotated as thiamine transporter 2. The record is from RefSeq and is a predicted model, not a curated record. The transcript has 5 exons. Gene Ontology annotation, biological process: vitamin transport; transmembrane transport. Gene Ontology annotation, cellular component: plasma membrane. Gene Ontology annotation, molecular function: vitamin transmembrane transporter activity. The coding region runs from base 115 to 1473 and encodes 452 amino acids. Lineage: Eukaryota; Metazoa; Arthropoda; Insecta; Diptera; Drosophilidae.